Messenger RNA from Ceratitis capitata (Mediterranean fruit fly), 2965 nucleotides. Its product is annotated as protein timeless homolog. The record is from RefSeq and is a predicted model, not a curated record. The transcript is spliced from 8 exons. Gene Ontology annotation, cellular component: replication fork protection complex. Lineage: Eukaryota; Metazoa; Arthropoda; Insecta; Diptera; Tephritidae. Gene Ontology annotation, molecular function: DNA binding. Bases 1 to 2688 code for a protein of 895 amino acids. Gene Ontology annotation, biological process: DNA repair; replication fork arrest; DNA replication checkpoint signaling.
AUGCUGAAGCGUUGUGAUGCAACGCUUACGGAAAUUGAAAAUGAUAACAACACUGAAAAUGCGCAGUUCAUUGAAGGGCAAGAGGAUGAUGAUGAGGAGAACGAAGAAUAUCCGGAAGAGCAACUCGUUGAGAAACCAUUUAAAUUUGAGGAUUUCGCUAAGAGGUUGCUGAAUCCGAAAAUCAUACGCGCUUGCACGGUGGUUCUAACCGAUUGGGAUCAAAUUCCGACAAAAUCUUUGAAGGCAGCUGUGACCAUACUGCAUCGCGUGGCUGUGGCUUGCUCUUGUCCGGCAAUGUUGUAUCACGCGAAACUCUUCCGCAUUUUUCAGCGUGUUCUCAGCAUCGAACGUGAUGCCCACCAUGAAGAAUUGCGACGUCUCGGUAUCUAUAUUGUACGUAAAUUUGUCGAAGUUGCACCCACAAAUCCGAAAAUCUACGCUGAAUUAUUAUUCUGGAAGAGCGUGAAGGAGGCUAACGAAUUGGAAGGCGGCUAUUGUGAUGCAUAUGAGCCCGCUAAAGGCGUAUGGACCGAAGAACAAGAGGAUCAACUGCGUAUGCUCUUUGAGGAGAAUCAGCGUAAUCCAGAGACUGAUAAGGAUGUGAUUGAUUGGAUUCUGGAGCAUUUGAAUAAUAAAACGCGCACACGCCGCAUGGUGCUUAAGAAAAUGAAGGAGCUGGGCUUAAUGUUUAAGGCACCCACCAAGCGUUCCACAGCCGGCGCUGUGAGUAAGAAUGUCUGGCGUACCGAGGAAGACGAGGAGCUACAGAGUCUCUAUGACGAACAUCGUUUGGCUGAAGAUUGUUUACAACGCAUCGUCAACGAAUUCGCUGAACGACGCACGAAACGUCAAAUCAUACAGCGUCUUCUGCAGUUGCACAUCAUAGCCGAUAAAUCUGAGAUCAUGCCCAAGAAGCAACGUAAGCGCAAGUCUAAAAAGAAGUCUGGCAAUGAGGAUGAGUCUGAUAUUGAAGGCGAGUAUAUGGAAGAGCCGCAAUUUGGCGAGCUACAAAUGCCUACCGGCAAAAGCAAGUCGAAGAAGAAUAAAAAGGAUAAAACGAAUAAGAAUAAGAAGAAGCUCAACAUGGCAGCGAAACCCGGAAAAUCAGUUAAACGUAAAAUUGUGCGCACACCACUCGAUGUGGGUACCGUACGCGCGCUGAUCUCACAAGUCGCCGAUGAGCAUCAGGCCCUUAUUGAUUGGUUGAAAGAGAGCAUUGAAGAUGCUUCCGAAGAGACCGAAGAGCCCAACGAAGAGGAUGAUGGUGUGCCUUUAGUGCCGCUUCAAGAGAACCUUUAUAACGCUAUAGAAGAUGCCAAUGUACAAAAGUUACUCGUUGCAUUGGGCAUACAACCGCCACUUUUGGGCUCAGAGAGCUAUUGGCGUAUACCGGUAUAUCUGAAUUCGGCUGACUUGAAGUUGCGGGCCAAAAUUUUGGCUGGCGAAGAGUUAACCGUUGAUAUGGAAGGCAUUGAGGAUGAAGCCAGUGAGAACGAACAGGAAGUGGAGGGUGGCGCUGAGUCUGACACCGCUGAGUCGGAUACGGAUGAUGAUGAUGUCGGCGCAGCCCCGAAAAACGAUAGUGAAAGCGAGGAAGAUUUCUUCGAUAAUUUUGCUGAGAAGCACAAGAAACGCGUUGCGGCCAUGGACGACUUUAUUGAAAAGCGUGCACAGAAAAUGCGCAGCAUUAUGUUUAACAAGAGCGACGAGGAGGACACUGAACGUGCGGGUAUCGGUAAAAAGAAGAAAAAUCAACGUAAGCGCAAAGAACAAGAAAAGAAGAAUGUUGUAGACUCAGAGGAUGACGCAGCUGGCGUUGAUGAAAUCAAAAGAAAACUCGACAAGAAACGUCGUCAACCCGCCAUCAGUAGCGAAGACGAGGAUGAACCAGUUGAUGAUAUUUUCAAUAAAAAGAAGACAUCACAAUUAACCAACGCGUCAGCAGCAACAAAAUCUGUUGCCGCACACGAUUUAUUUGAUGAACUAAAAUCGCAAACCGGCAAGAAGAAGCAAAAGCCCGAGGAGACUACCACUUACACCGAAGAAUUGGAAGAGCUCAAUUUCAAUUCAGAGGACUAUCGCAAGCGCUUGCUGGAGCUGGGCGACAGCGACGAGAACGAUGAUGAUAAUGACACAAACGCUAAAGAAAAUGUGAGCAACAAAACUGCCAAUAAUAAAACUCGAAUGCGGCGCGCUAACGUUAUUGACUCGGAUAGCGAAGAUGAGCAGGCGAAGGAAAAUGAUGAUGAAAUGAUUGGCGGUGACAAAAAAGACAAGCACCUCCAAGGCGAAGAAGACAACAAAGACGUUAAUAAAGCCAAUGACAGCAAUGAUGUCGACACCGACAACGACGACGGCACUGAUAGCAAAGAGCCUGUGAACGUUUCCGUUACUCAAGCGCAUGCAGAUGAUAAUGAUGCUAGUGAACGCGGUUUGGGUGGCGACGUUAUUGACACAACAAGCAACGCUGCUGUGGUUGCGGCACCACACAAACGCAGACGUGAUGCUUUACUUGAUAGCGAUGAGGAAAAUGAGGAGCCCAACAAUGAAGACGAAGAGGAUGCAUUUAUUGUGCGGCGAAAACCCACUAAAGAGGAGCAACAACGCUUAGAUAGCGGUGAGGAGCCUGCCAAACGGCGUCGCCUGGCAAUAAUCGAUGACGACGACAACGAUGAUGAUGAUGAGUAGAUAGCUGCUGACCCGAAGCGAUGGAACGCGAAAUAUACAAGUUACCCUUCAACCCAGCGCCGCUUUAUGGCCAUUAACUCUGUAGUUUAUAAAUGAAUUUUGAAUUUGUAUUUUAAUUUUGCUCAUUUUCCGAUAUUAAUGCUCGUUUCCUUUGAGUUUCUAUGUUCAUUAUUCACAAUAGCGUAAAGUGUAUUUAACAACAAAUUGUUUUUCCAUUGUAUUUGUGCUUGUAUUGUAUUCUCAUUUGCAUUUAUAAAUAAAGUAUUGAAAAAGUAUG